Molecule: messenger RNA, 1415 nt
Organism: Phragmites australis (common reed)
Lineage: Eukaryota; Viridiplantae; Streptophyta; Magnoliopsida; Poales; Poaceae
Product: lichenase-2-like
Exons: 2
Coding region: 125-1132 (335 amino acids)
Biological process (GO): carbohydrate metabolic process
Cellular component (GO): plasma membrane
Molecular function (GO): hydrolase activity, hydrolyzing O-glycosyl compounds
Source: RefSeq, a predicted model, not a curated record
GCAGUGCUUUGUUUCAGCAAAGGAGCAAAGGAACAAGCAGAGAGUUUUGGAGCGACGUGUUAGCAUAAAGCCAGAAGAUAUAUAGUAGCCUUGAAUACAAGGCGGCUUAGAGAGGAGAGAGAGAAUGGCAAGGCAAGGUGUAGCCUCCAUGUUAGCUACGGCAUUGCUCCUCGGGGUCUUUGCCUCGAUCCCUCAAAGCGCAGAGUCCAUCGGGGUGUCCUACGGCAUGAGCGGCACCAACCUACCGCCGGCAAGCACCGUCAUCGGCAUGUACAGCUCCAACGGCAUCUCGUCGAUGCGGCUGUACGCGCCAGACCAGGCGGCGCUCCAGGCCGUGGGCGGCACAGGCAUCAGCGUCGUUGUCGGCGCGCCCAACGACGUGCUGUCCAGCAUCGCCGCCAGCCCCACCGCAGCCGCUUCCUGGGUCCGCAACAAUAUCCAGGCCUACCCGUCCGUCUCCUUCCGCUACGUAUGCGUCGGCAACGAGGUGGACGGCGGCGCGGCGCAGAACCUUGCCCCGGCUAUGGAGAACAUCCAUUCCGCGCUGGUCGCCGCCGGGCUGGACCACAUCAAGGUCACAACGUCGGUGUCGCAGUCCAUCCUGGGCGUGUACAGCCCACCCUCCGUCGCCGAGUUCACCGACGAGGCGCAGGGAUUCAUGGGCCCCGUCCUGAAGUUUCUCGAGCGCACCGGCGCGCCGCUCAUGGCCAGCGUCUACCCCUACUUCAGCUACACCUACAACCCGAACGCCAUGGACAUCAACUACGCGCUCUUCACAGCUCCCGGCACCGUCGUGCAGGACGGCGCCUACGGGUACCAGAACCUCUUCGACGUGACCGUCGAUGCCUUCUACAUGGCGAUGGGCAACCACGGCGGCUCCAGCGUGCCGCUGGUGGUGUCGGAAAGCGGGUGGCCGUCCAGUGGUGGCAUCGCGGCGACGCCAGAGUACGCGAGUAUCUACAACCAGAACCUGAUCAACCACGUCGGGCGGGGAACGCCGCGCCACCCGGGCGCCACCGAGACGUACCUCUUCUCCAUGUUCAACGAGAACCUGAAGGAGAGCGGCGUGGAGCAGAACUGGGGGCUCUUCUACCCCAACAUGCAGCACGUCUACCCCAUCAGCUUCAACUGAAGCUAUAGCUCGAGCUCCACGUACUAUACCCCCACCGUAUGUCCGUACGUCAAUAAGUAUGUAUACGUAUGCAGCAUGUAUACUUAUGCGUACCCGGAGAUUAUGUAUUUUAAAGGGCUUGCUGUGCGACAGCUGGGAGUAUCGAAUGCUACUCUUGCGUACGCCGUGACGAUUUUUUAGUUGAGAGACCAUGCAUGGUCGAUAAAUGACUUGUGAUGAAUAAUUGUCUUGGAUUUGAUAUAUUUAUUGAAAUUGAGAUUUGGAGGGCUUUGGGGAUUUAACA